This is a messenger RNA of Colletotrichum spaethianum, 339 nucleotides long. RefSeq lists its product as uncharacterized. Bases 1 to 339 code for a protein of 112 amino acids. NCBI's taxonomy places the organism in Eukaryota, Fungi, Ascomycota, Sordariomycetes, Glomerellales, Glomerellaceae. The transcript has 2 exons. The record is from RefSeq and is a predicted model, not a curated record.
AUGGCUAGGAUCGCUAGCCCCCCCAAUACACCGCCGAUUAUCGUGCCGGUAUGCGGGUGUGUAGAAUCGCUGCUGAUUGUACUCGGUGUCGGUGCCGGCGUAGCCGUCGAAGUGGCUAGCCAGGUCGGGGUCGAUGGCGCUGGGACGCUCGGGGUGUCGGGCGGCAUGAAAGUUAUUGGUACCGCGGAGGCGGCGGCCGCGGUUGACGUUUCCGAAAAUUGGGUCCCAGAUGGUAUCGGCCUCGCGGCAUCCAAGGAGUGUCUUCUCACCCAGGGCACCGUCGUCCCUAACGAAAGUUUGACAUUCCCCGUUCAGGCCUCUGGUCCUGUGACUGGAUGA